AUGUCUAAUUAGAAUAAGAAAGCAUCGUACAUUAAGCCAUUUCUUUUUGGUGGAAUUUCAGGGUGUACAGCUGUAGCAGUUAUUAUGCCCUUGGAUACAUGGAAGGUUAGACUUUAGAUAUACGGGGAAAGUAAAGGAAUAAGUUAUGGUUCAACAAAGGUUUCUCCGAUAGAAGUGGCGAAAGAGAUGUAUAAAGUGGAGGGAUUGAAGGGGUUCUAUUAAGGGUAUUUAGGAAUGUUAUGUAAUGUUAGAAUGGGAUCUGCAAUGUUGAGACAAUUAACUUAUGCUACAGCCAGACUGGGAAUAUAUAAAGUAAUUGCAGAUUCAGUCAAGAUCAACUAAAAAAGUAAGAUUGGCUUAAUAAACUCACUAGGGGACCUCAGUUUCUUUGAGAAGGUUGCUGCAUCUUCUUUUUCUGGUUUAUGCGGAGCUUUGAUUGGGAACCCUACCGAUAUUUGCUUAGUAAGAUUUUAGGCUGAUGCAACUUUGCCAAUUGCAGAACGUAGGAAUUACAAAAAUGCCUUUGAUGCUUUGUACAGGAUUACCAAGGAGGAAGGACUGCCUACUUUGUGGAGAGGAUCAACUCCUACAGUAUUAAGGGCGAUUGCAAUCACAGUUGGUUAAUUGACUACUUAUGAUGAGAUCAAAGAAUGGUGUAUGAAAAUAUUUUUAAGAAAGAGGGAAACAAUGUCUGAUAGAAUCAUGUAUAAAAGAUUUCAUAAAUUAGGGCUUCAGUUGGAGCUGGUGUGGUUACAUCUGUCUUAUCAUUACCUUUUGAUAAUAUGAAGACUAAACUUUAGAAAAUGAAAGUCAAAGCUAAUGGAAAGUAUCCUUAUUCAGGAAUUGCUGAUUGUUUUGCAAAAACCAUUUAAAGAGAGAAACUUACAGGUUUAUGGGUGGGAUUACCAGUCUAUUUUGCAAGAGUGGCUCCUUAAUCAAUCAUAAUAUUGUUGGUAUAAGAUUUACUUCAUCGUGUAUUUGAGACACAUUGA
Molecule: messenger RNA, 992 nt
Organism: Paramecium octaurelia
Lineage: Eukaryota; Ciliophora; Oligohymenophorea; Peniculida; Parameciidae
Source: the annotation of a GenBank genome assembly